Molecule: messenger RNA, 1828 nt
Organism: Prunus persica (peach)
Lineage: Eukaryota; Viridiplantae; Streptophyta; Magnoliopsida; Rosales; Rosaceae
Product: AP-1 complex subunit mu-2
Exons: 11
Coding region: 273-1559 (428 amino acids)
Biological process (GO): vesicle-mediated transport; intracellular protein transport
Cellular component (GO): cytoplasmic vesicle; clathrin adaptor complex
Source: RefSeq, a predicted model, not a curated record
CUGGAAGAGCCAAAUAUUCACCGCGAACAGCUCCAUUUCCAAACUCAAGACUCUUCAGAGAGGGAGAUUGAAGAUGACGGUUAAUGUUGGAAGAGAAAUAGUAGAUGGCGAACCGAGCCCUAGCCCCUAAAACCCAAAGCUUCAGAUUCAGAUCUACGUACUACGUGAUCUCUCCUUCUCCUUCUAGCUAAUUGACUCUGCUACUAAAUCAGAACCAGAUCGCAUCCAAUUUCUGCAACGCCGAUCUGAUCCUACGCAGAACCAGUGACCUCAUGGCAGGGGCAGUCUCGGCGCUGUUCCUCCUAGACAUCAAAGGCCGCGUUCUCAUCUGGCGCGACUAUCGUGGCGACGUCUCCGCCGUUCAAGCCGAGCGCUUCUUCACUAAGCUCAUCGAGAAAGAGGUUGAUCCGGAAUCCCAUGAUCCAGUUGUGCAUGAUAAUGGCGUAAGCUACUUGUUUAUACAGCAUAACAAUGUCUACUUGAUGACUGCGUCCAGGCAGAACUGCAAUGCCGCUAGUCUUCUCUUCUUUCUACACCGAAUAGUUGAUGUUUUCAAGCAUUACUUUGAAGAGUUAGAAGAGGAAUCACUUAGAGAUAACUUUGUGGUUGUGUAUGAGUUGCUUGAUGAGAUGAUGGACUUUGGUUACCCUCAGUAUACUGAAGCCAAGAUUCUCAGUGAAUUUAUCAAGACUGAUGCUUACAGGAUGGAAGUUACACAGAGACCUCCCAUGGCUGUAACAAAUGCGGUGUCUUGGCGCAGUGAAGGGAUACGCUACAAGAAGAAUGAGGUUUUCCUGGAUGUGGUGGAGAGUGUUAAUAUACUUGUCAACAGCAAUGGACAAAUCAUUAGGUCUGAUGUUGUUGGUGCGUUGAAGAUGAGAACUUAUUUGAGUGGUAUGCCAGAGUGUAAGCUGGGCUUAAAUGAUAGAGUUCUGUUGGAGGCACAAGGCCGAGCAACAAAGGGGAAGGCCAUUGAUUUGGAAGACAUCAAAUUUCAUCAGUGUGUGCGUUUGGCCCGGUUUGAAAAUGACCGGACAAUAUCCUUUGUACCACCUGAUGGAGCUUUUGAUCUCAUGACAUAUAGGCUGAGUACACAGGUUAAGCCUCUAAUUUGGGUUGAAGCUCAAAUUGAAAGGCAUUCGAAAAGUCGUAUUGAGAUUCUGGUAAAAGCCAGAAGUCAGUUCAAGGAGCGUAGCACUGCAACAAAUGUGGAGAUUGAGGUCCCUGUGUUAUCUGAUGCCACCAACCCUGAGGUUCGGACAUCAUUAGGAUCUGCAGCAUAUGCACCUGAAAGUGAUGCGCUUAUCUGGAAAAUAAGAUCUUUUCCUGGUGGCAAGGAGUAUAUGUUGAGAGCAGAGUUUCGUCUUCCAAGUAUAACAGCUGAAGAAGCAACUCCUGAGAGAAAAGCUCCUAUACGUGUGAAGUUCGAGAUACCAUAUUUUACCGUUUCUGGAAUACAGGUUCGUUACCUGAAGAUUAUUGAAAAAAGCGGAUACCAAGCUCUUCCAUGGGUGAGAUACAUAACCAUGGCUGGCGAGUAUGAAUUAAGGCUUAUAUAAAGUUGCCCCAUCCUCCGGAUUUGCGGAUGGUCUUGAAUGGUUCAAACUCAAAAACUGGUGGAUGCAUUAAAGACCCUCUUGGAAAACCAGUUGCCUGAGAUCUGUGGUUUGUUGAGAAUGGUUCUGUUGCUUCUGUCUCUGUAUAAUGAAUGUUCAUCUAACGAUGUUGUAAGUUGAUGGUUACCGGAAGGUAGAUUUGUUCUGUACGUUAAAUUGAGAAUUGGUUAUUGUGGUGGUGGAUUUUGGCUGUCAUAUUUUUUGUUUUUUCA